UUCUCAGAACAACAAAAAUGGCUGACAUACUAGAUCUACCAACGAAAACUGUUUGGUUUGCUGUCAAAAGAUUGGAUUUGAAUGACACAGAACCUUCUGAUGUUAUAUCACUGCAGAUGAAUGAGGAAGAAAAGGUUACAGAGGUCACACAGAGUCUUCGCUCUAUACUGCAGUUAAACAAUGCAGACCUCAUCCUGAGGCUGCGUAACUCCAGGGGCUCCAUAAUCCCACUAAAUGGAAAACUCUGCAUGACUGCCUCCUCUUUCACCAGCCCAUUUACCUUGGAGGUUGUCCGGCAUUUUCAGUCAGUGGAACCGGCUCCCAAUUCACUGGAGCUGACUCAGUAUGCAGAGUCUCUAAAGGAAAGAGUGAUGGAUGUGCAGGACAGGAUCAACACCUUGGAAAGUACAAUGGAGAAUAUGCAAGAGAUGAGACAUGAUAAAAUUUAUCAGGAAAUUUCCAAGCUGGAAAACACAGUGAACUUCUUGACCAGGCGCAUCGAGGAGGCAGAGAUGAUUGAGUGGCGCGGGAUGUUUGUAAAGAAUCCUUUGUGGUGAUUAUCUGUGGCUUGUUGUGAGUCAGUCGAUGGGAAAAACCUUCACUCGUGAUUGUUAUCAGGAGGACCAUGGUUCUGCAUAUGAGAACAGGUUUAUGACCACUGUUAGAUAAAUUAUGUAACAGAAGUAGGAGGAAGUGUUUGUUCGGAUGGGCUUAUUGUCGCAGCAGUGUUGACAUCAGUGGCAAAAUAGCCAGGCCAGUAGUAGUCGGGUUUCUGACUCAUGAUCCAAAUUGUCAGGGAUACAAAACGUGAUUGCAUCAAGUUUGAAACUGUGACCUAGAGAAAGACACUCCUCAUGGUUUUUCCCCCUACUCUACCGAGGUUCAAGUGUGGUCAAGUUUGAGCUGUGGGUGGUAUUUCUUUCAGCUGACUUUUGUCUACUUUGCAAGUGAUCUCAUAUCAUCUUUAUAACUUCAUGCUGUAGAUACCUGUGUCUGUAGUAGGCUCUUUUUCAUGCACACAAAAGAAGUAAGUUUAAAUCCUGACAUGGGGUAGACAUUCUAUCGACUGUCUGGGUCUCUUUUUUUUUGGUGUGUAUCAUGCACUACAUGAGUUAGCCCUGACAGAUCAGGUAGAAACAAGCUCUGGUAUGGUUUGCUCCUUCUUUCCAAUAAAAAAUCUAUCAUCUCUAUCUCCCCUGCUUUUUUGUGUGUGUUUGUUACUCUCUUGUAACACCUCUAAUCUUCGGCACUUAAAUGACCUUAUUGUGUUGCAAGUGCCGUAAAACUCUUACUAAAACUAAAGUACCUUGUAAACAGUCUGAAUUGUGUAGAUGGGGAUGAAAUCUUUCUGACAAGUCAGUAACAGCAACUUUAAUGAAGACUGAGAUAAUAUAUCUUGGCAUCGUCGAGCUGAACAGUCAUUGAAGGAACUUCCGCUUUACUUUAAUUACAACUUGUCAUGUUUUCAUUUUCAGUCAUAACUACUCUCUCAAUGUGUUUGGUUACACUUUAUCACAUGACCAUUAGCAUCCUGAUUGGGAUUUUAAAGAAACGUAGAAGACACAUGUGAUUUUGGUUUAGAAAUAACCCUUUUGCUACGUCAUGACGUAGGCUGAUUGGUCUUGACUUAUAAAUGUUCCUCUGAUGUGAUCAUGUGUGUCAGGUUUAUUGUUAGAA
Molecule: messenger RNA, 1677 nt
Organism: Aplysia californica (California sea hare)
Lineage: Eukaryota; Metazoa; Mollusca; Gastropoda; Aplysiida; Aplysiidae
Exons: 7
Coding region: 18-557 (179 amino acids)
Source: RefSeq, a predicted model, not a curated record